This is a messenger RNA of Equus quagga, 2972 nucleotides long. It is a transcript of the gene CACTIN, whose product is annotated as cactin, spliceosome C complex subunit. Gene Ontology annotation, cellular component: cytoplasm; spliceosomal complex. Gene Ontology annotation, biological process: negative regulation of innate immune response; mRNA cis splicing, via spliceosome. The transcript is spliced from 10 exons. Gene Ontology annotation, molecular function: protein binding. Bases 74 to 2329 code for a protein of 751 amino acids. NCBI's taxonomy places the organism in Eukaryota, Metazoa, Chordata, Mammalia, Perissodactyla, Equidae. The record is from RefSeq and is a predicted model, not a curated record.
CGAGGAAGGACCCCCGACGCAGGACCCCCAGCAAUUUGUGUCAGCAGCGCCGCCGCCGCCACCGUCCCAGCCGAUGGGUCGGGAUACGCGCUCGCGCUCGCGCUCGGCGGGUCGCAGGGGCCGAAGGCAGCGGAGCCGGAGCGGGAGUCGGAGCCGAAGUCGCAGCGGGAGCCAUGGGCGGCGAAACCGGCGGCGCCGGGACGACGAGGGGCGGCGCAGGCGGAGGCGGCGGAGCCGGGAGCGCAGGUCGGACUCGGAGGAGGAGCGGUGGCCGCGGCGAGGGAGGCAGAGCCGCAGCCCCCCGCCGCCCCGGUGGCGCUCGCAGGACGGGUCCUCUCAGUCCGACUCUGGUGACGAGCGGCAGCAGCAGCGGGGCCGGUGGGCUCGCGGCCGGCGGACGCGCUCCUGGUCGCCCAGCUCCUCGGCGUCCAGCUCGGCCUCGGCGGAGCACGCGCAGAGCCCCCGGGCGGCGGCGCUGAGCCAGCAGCAGAGGCUGCAGGAGCGGCUGCGGCUGCGCGAGGAGCGGAAGCAGCAGGAGGAGCUGCGGAAGGCCUUCGAGACGCCCGAGGAGAAGCGCGCGCGGCGGCUGGCCAAGAAGGAGGCCAAGGAGCGCAAGAAGCGGGAGAAGAUGGGCUGGGGCGAGGAGUACAUGGGCUACACCAACACCGACAACCCCUUCGGUGACAACAACCUCCUGGGCACCUUCAUCUGGAGCAAGGCCCUGGAAAAGAAGGGGAUCAGCCACCUGGAGGAGAAGGAGCUGAAGGAGCGGAACAAGCGGAUCCAGGAGGACAAUCGACUGGAGCUGCAGAAGGUGAAGCAGCUGCGGCUGGAGCGGGAGCGGGAGAAGGCGAUGCGCGAGCAGGAGCUGGAGCUGCUGCAGCGGGAGAAGGAGGCAGAGCACUUCAAGACGUGGGAGGAGCAAGAGGACAACUUCCACCUCCAGCAGGCCAAGCUGCGCUCCAAGAUCCGCAUCCGGGACGGGCGGGCCAAGCCCAUCGACCUGCUGGCCAAGUACAUCAGCGCUGAGGACGACGACCUGGCCGUGGAGAUGCACGAGCCAUACACCUUCCUCAACGGCCUCACGGUGGCCGACAUGGAGGACCUGCUGGAGGACAUCCAGGUGUACAUGGAGCUCGAGCAGGGCAAGAACGCUGACUUCUGGCGGGACAUGACCAUCAUCACGGAGGACGAGAUCGCCAAGCUGCGCAAGCUGGAGGCCUCGGGCAAGGGGCCAGGCGAGCGGCGAGAGGGCGUCAACGCGUCGGUCAGCUCUGACGUGCAGUCGGUCUUCAAGGGCAAGACACACAGCCAGCUGCAGUUCAUCUUCCAGGGCAUCGAGGGCAAGAUCCGCGCGGGCGGCCCCAACCUGGACAUGGGCUACUGGGAGAGCCUGCUGCAGCAGCUCCGCGCGCACACGGCGCGCGCCAGGCUCCGGGAGCGGCACCAGGACGUGCUACGGCAGAAGCUGUACAAGCUGAAGCAGGAGCAGGGCGUGGAGAGCGAGCCCCUGUUCCCCAUCCUCCAGCAGGAGCCGCCGUCGCCCGGCCACAGCCUGGAGCCUGAGGAGCCGGCCGCCACCCCGCCGGGACCCUCCUCGGAGGGCGGCCCCGCGGAGCCCGAGGCGGAAGGGGCGGCGCGGGCGGAGGGCGAGGCGGACGGGGAGGCCGUGCUCAUGGAGGAGGACCUGAUCCAGCAGAGCCUGGACGACUACGACGCCGGCAAGUACAGCCCGCGGCUGCUCACGGCCCACGAGCUGCCGCUGGACGCGCACGUGCUGGAGCCCGACGAGGACCUGCAGCGCCUGCAGCUGUCGCGCCAGCAGCUCCAGGUCACAGGGGACGCGAGCGAGAGCGCCGAGGACAUCUUCUUCCGGCGGGCCAAGGAGGGCAUGGGCCAGGACGAGGCGCAGUUCAGCGUGGAGAUGCCGCUGACGGGCAAGGCGUACCUGUGGGCGGACAAGUACCGGCCGCGCAAGCCGCGCUUCUUCAACCGCGUGCACACGGGCUUCGAGUGGAACAAGUACAACCAGACGCACUACGACUUCGACAACCCGCCGCCCAAGAUCGUGCAGGGCUACAAGUUCAACAUCUUCUACCCCGACCUCAUCGACAAGCGCUCCACGCCCGAGUACUUCCUGGAGGCGUGCGCCGACAACAAGGACUUCGCCACGCUGCGCUUCCACGCGGGGCCGCCCUACGAGGACAUCGCCUUCAAGAUCGUCAACCGCGAGUGGGAGUACUCGCACCGCCACGGCUUCCGCUGCCAGUUCGCCAACGGCAUCUUCCAGCUCUGGUUCCACUUCAAGCGCUACCGCUACCGCCGGUGACCGAGCGCUGGAGGGGCCGCUGGCGGGGCCGGAGCCCGGGGGGCGCGGGUGUCGCCGCCGCGCUGUGCGGAUGGGCGGCCGGCGGGGACGCGCCCGAGGGCCGGGAGACCCGCGUCCAGGGCCUCGAUGGCCCCUCCUCGGGGCCAGGCCCCUGCCGCGCACGUUCUGGAGGGACCGUCGGAGGGCGUCCGGGCUGCGCGGGCCGAGGGUCAGUGCCCCCUCAGUGGGCGUGGAGGACGUGUCACCGUCGCCAUCGGGACUGGGAACCGAGGGUCCCGAGAUGUCCUCGUGCGGGCGCGGUGUCCCCCACGUGGGGACGGCUGCCCUCCUCGGGGCCGCCUCCCGCCACCAGCGCUGCCCUCCUGCUCCGUGUGUGGGACGCGGACGCCUCGGGCCUGGCAGGCGCGGUCCCCUCCCCGGUCCGUCCCGGAAACACGUCUCCGGUGACGUUUUUCUCGCGGGUCUUUUCCAGCCCGACGGGAGGAGCCCCGCGCGGCCCCCCACGGCCUGCUCCAUUGGGAACCAUCUGAGGUUAUUUCUCUAAAAGGACUGUUUUUGGCGGGCAGGAAUCUUGUUUAUUUUCAUUUAAUUGGUCUACUGGUGAGAUUGCAUGUUUUUUAAUAAACGUUUUAUUUUAGAGUAA